AAAAAUAUACACACUACGUUUUUGAACAAGUAGGCAAAAACGAAUAAAUCGUGUUAAUUCUAUUGAAUUGAACUUAAAAUUUUAAUUUUACGACCUACUUUCGAUCCUGGUAUCUCAAGGUCGAACAACAGUGAUGAAUUACUGAGUGUGAAAAAUGGAAUGGUCACAACUAGCCCUUUUUAAUUUUAAACAAGUCCAAAUGAUAUCAAUUGUUAUGGAUCGUUUGAUUUUAGUGUGCACCAAAAAGAAGGAGAUUGAGUUGAAUAUACAAAAAUGCAAGCUGAAAGUAUUUGUACUAAUGAUAUUGAGGGUCUGGACUCGGACACCCUUAUCCCUGUUGAAAUCCUUUCCUGCGAUGUAUCUCAUCGAGCAAGAUCUCAAGAUGCCUUAUCAAUAGUCGAAUUAGGAAAGCAAUUACUUUUUAGUGCAAAAUAUGGAGAUACUGAUACUGUUCGUGACUUGAUGUGCAGAGGUGCACCAUUUACUACAGAUUGGUUGGGUACAAGUGCAUUGCAUUUCGCAGCACAAAAUAAUCAUACAGAAACUGCUGAAGUUUUACUUAGAGCUGGAAUUUCAAGAGAUGCAAGAACAAAAGUGGAUAGAACGCCUUUACAUAUGGCUGCAUAUGAAGGCCACCACCAGAUGACACAAUUACUUCUUAAUUAUGGUGCAGACGUUGAUAGUAGAGAUAUGUUAAAAAUGACUCCUUUACAUUGGGCCGUUGAAAGGGAACAUAUAGAAGUAAUGCAUGUUUUAUUAGAACAUGGAGCAGAUGCAAAUGCAACUAGUAAAUUUGACAAAACACCAAUUAGUCUUGCAUUAGAACAUGACAGGUUAGACUUGGUAGAUAUAUUACAACAAGAAAGAGAAAUUGUAGGCAUUCGAGCACAUCAACAAAAUCAAGCAAAUUCAGCAGAACUUGAAGUAGCAACCCAUAAUUUAAUACAAUUGGAAUCUGAAAGAGAUGAAGAACAACAAAAAUUUGAACUUCCACAGCAAGAAUCGCAAUCAAGAAGAAAAAUUACACAAGUGCAAGUGGGAAAAAAACCACGAAUGAUCUUCCAACAAAUUCAUGUAGGAUCAAAUGUUGAUGUUAAUCGGGAAAAAGAAAUGGAAGGUGUGGAUGAAAUUACUGAUACAAAUAAUAUUAAUAACAGUAAAAAACGUAAAGAUGUUACAGCUAUUGGAGGAGUAAACAAACAAUUUAGGUUACUUGAAGCACAUGGAAUCACCAUGAUACCUGUGGAUAAUGAUUCAUCUAUUGUUGAAAAUGCCAUGGAAAGUGGAAGAACAGUUGUUUUAACUGAGGCAGGUAAACUUGCCUUAAACUUAACAAGAAAUUCUUCAUUAGGAAUGAAACGACUUCAUGUAACUGGAAAAAAAGGAACUUCUAGGAAAGUGAUAGCAAUUAGAGCAGAUCAAAUUUUAAGUCAUAAUACACCUACCCUCGCAUCUAGAGGACCUAAUAUAUUAAAAAGAUCUUCUAUGGAUAAUAAGGCUGGAAAAUUGUUUAUUUCUUCUAUUUCCAGCACUACACCUGUAUCAACACUUACACAAUCUAAAAACGUAUUAUCUACAUCAGAGAGUAAGAUUAUUAAUUCUCCCGCAAAAAUGACAGAACCAAUAAUUUUACAAUUAGACGAUGAUGUAGAGGAAAUUAGCGAAGAUGAUACAGUACAUAAUAAUGAACCAGUUAUGGACAUUGCGUUACUGAAUAGACAAUUAGCCGAAGCACGAAGACAAGCAGCAGAGUAUCGUAAGCGACUUCAAAAAAAAGAAGAAGAAGCGGAAAUAUAUAAACAACAACUCAAAAAUAUUACGGCACAAAGAGCAUCUAAGUGAUUUUACAUAACUAUAUAUUUUGCAUUAAGCUUAAUUUUCUGAA
Messenger RNA from Eufriesea mexicana, 1885 nucleotides. It is a transcript of the gene Atac3, whose product is annotated as Ada2a-containing complex component 3. Gene Ontology annotation, cellular component: nucleus. The transcript has 7 exons. Gene Ontology annotation, molecular function: transcription cis-regulatory region binding; protein binding. Gene Ontology annotation, biological process: positive regulation of transcription by RNA polymerase II. The record is from RefSeq and is a predicted model, not a curated record. NCBI's taxonomy places the organism in Eukaryota, Metazoa, Arthropoda, Insecta, Hymenoptera, Apidae. Bases 274 to 1842 code for a protein of 522 amino acids.